Molecule: messenger RNA, 1832 nt
Organism: Cuscuta campestris
Lineage: Eukaryota; Viridiplantae; Streptophyta; Magnoliopsida; Solanales; Convolvulaceae
Source: the annotation of a GenBank genome assembly
AGAUAUAUUUAUGCGAUGAACACAAAAUAAUAAAUCACACGAAACCAAACUGGAUUUGUUUAAGUGAAAAUAAGAUUUAAUCCAAAUUGUGCCCAAAUCGUGCAAAAAUUUGAUGUUGAACAAAACAAAGUUGGAAAUGAAACCAUACAUGUAUGCACCGCCAAAAACAAUCAGUUGGUGGGAGAAAUGUUGGAGACAGAUCCGAAAAUGGUAGUAGGGUAGCGACACGGAGAUGAACAGAGAUGAGCGGUAGAGAGAUGGUGGGGGAGCGGCGGAAGAAAAGAGAGACGUGUGGGAGUAUUAGGAAAUUACAGAAUCUAUGUAUGAAUCCCGAAGAGGCGAUUCUCUGCUCGACCCGACCGUCGCCCUCGGAGCUCGAUCCGUUUCCUCCGGAACAGGCGCGCGCGCCGUCGCCUGAGCCGCUCGAGUGCCUGCUGGAGGCGCCGGUGCCGGCGUUCCUGUCCAAGACCUUCGAUCUGGUGGAGGACCCGUCUCUGGACGCCAUCAUAUCCUGGGCCCCGACAGGGGAGAGCUUCGUGGUGUGGGACCCGGUGGAAUUCGCCAGCUUUAUUCUUCCCCAUAAUUUCAAACACAGCAACUUCUCCAGCUUUGUUCGUCAGCUCAAUACAUAUGUGGGUACACACUCACACACAAAUAUAUAUCCACUUUGGCUGCUCUUCUUCUUCUUCUUCUUCUUCUUCUUCUUAUCUUUUCAUGUAAUUCUGUCCCUGGGUUUUUUGUGCAAUGUAUUUUCCUUUGAAUUGUUUUGCUUAUUUUUUUUCCUUGUUGUAAUUGAGAUAGAGAUGAUGAGGUGUAGUAGAUGUUAGGGGAAGUUUGUAAAGGUUUUAUGGAGUAAUAGAGUAGUUAUUUUAGGGGAAUCAAAGAAAUCCAGUGGGUGAAUUUGGGAUGAGCUGCAGGGGGCUUCAUCCAUAUUUUUGCAGGGGUUCCGAAAAAUGCAUGCUGAGAGGUGGGAAUUCGCGAACGAAGGGUUCUUGAGAGGGAGGAGGCACCUGCUGAGGAUCAUCCAGAGGAGAAAACCGCCGGGCUCUUCUGGACUUUCGCUGGAGGUGGAGAUGGGUAAAAUGAGGAUGGAGAGGGUAGGUAUGAUGCAGGAAGUGAUGGAGUUGCAGAAGGAGCAGCUGGGGACGGUCGAGGACCUGGAAGUGGUGAACAAGAAGCUGCAGGCUGCCGAGGAAGGGCAGAAGCAGAUGGUUUCUUUCAUGGCCAGACUGUUGGGUCAGAUGAAGAAGAUGAAAGAACCAAAUGCCAUAAUUGCUCCUCCAAGAACGACAACGGGGAGGAUGAAGAGGUUUGCGAAGCACAAUCCCAAAGAAGCAGGAAUGGGCAGCAGCCUAUUGGGAUCUGAUAAAAGAGUCAUUUUUGACAACGCUUUAGCUUCUGGUAAAUAGUGAAAGUAAAUCAAAAUGGAACAUUUUGGGCAGUAAAUGCAGCAAAUCAUAAGGGUCUAAAAUCGGAAACGACCUCUCUGUUUUUUUUACAGGGGUAAGGUUACGUACAUAUCGACCUGACUAGCCCCCACAGUGUUGGGAGUGUUGUACUAGGUUUGUUGUUUUUGUUGUUGCAGGGUCACAUGAAAGGGAAAUGGAACAUCCUCUUCCUCCUCUUAAACCCGAAGGGAUGAACGGUCUCCCCAGUUUGUCGCCGGUUAAAGAAGAGGACGUUUGGAGCAUGGGUUUUGGAGAUCUUGGGAGCUAUGGCACUGUGGUAGGAUUGGGAGGAGGAGGAGGAGCCAUUGGUGCAAUGUCAGAUGUGUGGGUGGACACUGAUCCAUUGCAGGCUGCCACUAGUUCAGAUAUGGAAAUGUAUACUUC